Molecule: messenger RNA, 1059 nt
Organism: Porites lobata
Lineage: Eukaryota; Metazoa; Cnidaria; Anthozoa; Scleractinia; Poritidae
Source: the annotation of a GenBank genome assembly
AUGGAGGAUUAUUCCAGUGCAAAAUUGAAAGUUUAUGUUAAAGAUGGAGGUGGAGUGGCAAGUUUGGAUCUAAGUGAAAAAGGACUCUCCAGGAUACCUGAUGCAGUCACUGAACUGACUGAAGUGGAGGAACUCAAACUGAUCAACAAUAACCUGACUGAAUUACCAACAAGUAUUAACAAGCUCAAAAAUCUUAUCAGGCUGCAUUUGAAUAGUAACAAACUUACAGAACUGCCGUCUGAGAUUGGUGACUUAAAGGAGCUGAGGAGGCUGGAUGUGAGAGAAAACCAUUUGCUUUGGUUACCUACCAGUAUACAGAAGCUGGACCAGCUUGAGGAGCUGCACUUGUAUGGUAACAGACUUACAGAACUGCCUUCUGAGAUCGGUGACUUAAAGGAGCUGAGAAGGCUGGAUGUGAGAUACAACCAGCUGGUUAGUUUACCUACCAGUAUACAGAAGCUGAACCAGCUUGAGGAGCUGCAGUUGUAUGGUAACAGACUUAAAAAACUGCCUUCGGAGAUUGGUGACUUAAAGGAGCUGAAGAGGCUGUAUGUAGGUGCCAACCAGUUGGUUAGUUUACCUGGCAGUAUACAGAAGCAGAACCAGCUUAAGGAGCUGCACUUGUAUGGUAACAGACUUACAGAACUGCCUUCUGAGCUUGGUGACUUAAAGGAGCUGAGGAGGCUGGAUGUGAGUAACAACCAGUUGGUUACUUUACCUACUAGUAUACAGAAGCUGAACCAGCUUGAGGAGCUGUACUUGUCUCAUAACAAACUUACAGAACUGCCUUCUGAGAUUGGUGACUUAAAGGAGCUGAGGAGGCUGGAUGUGAGUAACAACCAGUUGGUUAGUUUACCCACCAGUAUAAAGAAGCUGGACCAGCUUGAGGAGCUGUACUUGUCUUGGAACAAACUUACAGAGCUGUCAUCUGAGAUCUGUGACUUAGAGAAGAUGAAAAGGCUGGAUGUAAGAUACAAUCCGUUACGUUCUGAUCCAAUUCAUGUUAUAGAGAGGAAGAGAAUGGGACGUCCCAGUCCGGUUGUUACAGGUGGGUUGGGG